AUGCGCAUUCGGUGCGUCCAGCUCACGCGUCAGCUCGUAACAAGCGCGUCGAUCGUGGUUGGUCUCUGCGUCGUCUGUCUUGUCUGCAUCGACUCGGUCGCCAACAACUGGGCCAUCAACGACUACAUUGGCAAUGGCUACCAGUUUCUGACACCAAUCGCAGAUGCCAACCACGCCAACGACCUCCUCUCGCAGUACAGCUUUGCGACCGGAGCGAGCCUCACCGACCUCUCCAAGGUCGCCAAGCGCAUGACCAACUACACCAUCACCAACCUCGUGCUCCCCAACAACCCAAACAUCUACGUGCUCUCGGCCGGCACGUACGCCGUCAACUCGAAAAUGAACCUCUGCGCCAUCUUCCAGCGCACGUACAUGUCAGACCUGAACGUCGGCAAGCCGAGUUUUGGUGUGGCCGUUGACGCCAUCAGCUUUCUACGGGGGAACGCCUUCACGCACGUCUUUACCGAUGACACGAGCGUCAACCUCGCCAACGCGUCCAUGGGCCACAAACAGCUCGAGGCAAUUGGGUACUUGCCGACACGUAUUCAGGUCGACUUGCGUCUGUCGGAGCAAGUCCCGCUGCGCAACACGUCAUCGCCUCAGAACUUGGUGGUCGGCUACUACCGCAUCUACCCCAAGGCGUACUGCACGGGGUGUCUUCCGAUCGCCGAGCUCGGCCACGGCGAGUGCAACAUGACGAUGGUGUACAACCACAGCGCCAGGUCGGUCAAGGUGUCGCAGUCGACGUUCGUGGAUGGAUCGCUCCACGCUCUUGGGCUCAUGUUUCCGCAGACGACCUUUAGCGCUGCGUCGUACUAUCUCAAGUGCAUUGCAGUGUUGUUUGCACUUGGUGGAUACCUCGCGAGCCGGCGCACGGUGCAGUGGCAGGACGUCGACGUGCAUUCGACCGAGACCUUUGUGCAGCGCAUCAUGAAGACGGUCCUGCCCGAGUACUACCCACACGUCUCGCACGCCCUCCGCUUUGACAUGUUUUGCUACAACUCGGACAUUUUUGUGCUGCUGUUCACCAUUGGCGUCCUCCUCGAUCUGAGCGCGGCCUUUAUGUACUCGCGCGAAGUGCAAGUGUUUCUAGCCGUGUGCUCGAAUGGCGCCUUGUCGCUGCAGCUCUUUGCUCUAAGUACGCGCCUGCUCUGGGUCAACUGCGGGUUUCUUAAGCUCUUCAAGCUUCUGUGGAGUAUCUUGAGCACGGCAACGUACUCUGGCGAAAGCAAGCUCAUGGGCUACCUCAAUUUUACGGGUGUCACAUCGCUCUAUUUGAGUGCAAUUUUGCUCUUCUACAUUCCGCCGUUCAUCGAGUACAACAACACGUUGCGCAUCGAUCUCAAGAAUUCGUUUGAACAGCUUGAUGGGACACACGUCGACUUGUACAACAGCUUUUACGUGCGCAGCAGCGGCGCGAUUGUCGGCGGUUUGAUCUUGAACGUGCUUCUCGUUGUCGGCCUCGAUCAACUUGUGAACCAAUCGUUUUGGAAACUUCUCGCGACCAACUCGCUCGCGCGCCAAGCCAUGUACAACUCGACGUCGAUCCUCAUGGACUAUGUCACUGACAUUGAUCCGACGAUGCUGGAACAGCACUCGUCGAGCAUCAACUGCAAGGUGCGCCGGCUCUGCACGCUCCAGUGGUUCUUUACGUCGCACCUUACGGCGUUUGGCUUGCCCGAGAAGGAGCUCCGCGUCAACAAGAAGCAGGCGCACACCAAGAGCUUCAUCUCGGCGGUCUCGGCGUUUGCAAGUGGUGGCGAGGACGGCGCUGGUGACGGCACGUUCGUGCUUGCGCAGGACAGUGGCCGCCGUGUGCAUCUCCUCGACGACCACUUUGCCGACGUCAAGAGCCUCGUCCUCAACAUCAAGAUCCUCAAAAACACGUCCGUGUCGAUUCGAUAA
Saprolegnia parasitica CBS 223.65 is the source of this 1905-nucleotide messenger RNA. RefSeq lists its product as hypothetical. Lineage: Eukaryota; Oomycota; Saprolegniomycetes; Saprolegniales; Saprolegniaceae. The coding region runs from base 1 to 1905 and encodes 634 amino acids. The record is from RefSeq and is a predicted model, not a curated record. The transcript has a single exon.